UACCACUACUAGUAAAUGGUAGUAGAAAGAAAGAGAAGGGAAGGCAGAGCUAAGCGCCACAUAAUAAUAAUCUCUUCGUAUUAUCUAAUAUCCAUGGCGACACAGCCUUUACACUCUCUCCAUCCACUCUCUUCUUCUUCUUCUUCUUCAAAGACUACCGCUAAAGCCACAGCCACUCAUUAUUGUUAUUAUCACUAUUCUCUUCCAGCAAAACCACAAAGCCCAGCACCAGCUGAAGUGUCUCGCAGCUGUUGUAGUUGUAGACUGCCCAAACCCAAACUCAAAGGCAUUGUACCAACAACAAGCCUCUUCGACCUCCCGGUUUUGCUCUUCACCGGCUUUGCUUCUGAUAGCCUCUUGGAGUUGGAAUUGGAUACCCAAACUUUACUUGCCACUCUCAGUGUCUUAGCCGCCAUUUCUCUCUCACUUUUUCUUGGUCUCAAGGGAGAUCCUGUGCCGUGUGAGCGAUGCGCUGGCAAUGGUGGCACAAAAUGUGUGUUCUGUAACAACGGUAAGAUGAAGAAAGAGACAGGUUUGGUUGAUUGUAAGGUGUGCAAAGGCGCAGGAUUAAUCUUCUGCAAGAAAUGUGGAGGUUCUGGAUAUUCUAGACGGCUGUGAGUGUGGUCUGAGAUUUUUUUUAUUUGCUCUUCUCAAUCCCUAUGUUUUCAAUCUGUAAGAUUUUGCCCCUAGCUUCUUCUUCUUCUUCCUUUCUCCCCCCCCGGUCUAGUACCUUGCUAAUUUUCUUUUUCUUUUCCUAAAUAUAUCCUCACCCCACUCUUUUCUGAUGUCUACUGUCCUUGUUCUUAAUUUACUGGAAAUUGGUGACAAAGUGAAGGAAUGAAAAAAUCGUAAAUUCUGUUGUA
Molecule: messenger RNA, 863 nt
Organism: Quercus robur (English oak)
Lineage: Eukaryota; Viridiplantae; Streptophyta; Magnoliopsida; Fagales; Fagaceae
Exons: 4
Coding region: 16-618 (200 amino acids)
Source: RefSeq, a predicted model, not a curated record